Pocillopora verrucosa is the source of this 2032-nucleotide messenger RNA. RefSeq names its product tryptophan 2,3-dioxygenase. Gene Ontology annotation, molecular function: L-tryptophan 2,3-dioxygenase activity; heme binding; metal ion binding. NCBI's taxonomy places the organism in Eukaryota, Metazoa, Cnidaria, Anthozoa, Scleractinia, Pocilloporidae. The record is from RefSeq and is a predicted model, not a curated record.
CGUGAGCCGGUCACGAUCGCUUUUCGCGCGAGUAGCAGAUUGUUGGUCAGAGUUUUCAGAAAAUUAAUCUUUCACUAUGAGUUGCCCCUACGCUCACGACGGCAGGGAGAAUAUACCAGUCCGCAAGAAUGGCGACGACAAACGGAUGUCUUAUGGAGAUUAUCUACAGCUCAACACUCUCCUUGAAUGCCAGAAGCCAGCAAGCACUAAAUUUGGUGAUGCAACCGUCCAUGAUGAGCUCCUUUUUAUCGUGGUUCAUCAAGCUUAUGAACUAUGGUUCAAGCAGAUUAUUCAUGAGUUGGACUCCAUCAGGGACAUUUUUACCUUUGAAGAAUUGGGCACUGAUGAAAGAAAGAUGCUUGUUUUAAUCUCAAGACUGGGUCGCAUUGUACAGAUUCAAAAACUGUUACGUGAUCAGAUCAUGAUCCUAGAGACCAUGACUCCACUGGAUUUUAUGGAAUUCAGAGAUUAUUUAGCACCCGCGUCAGGAUUUCAGAGUCUCCAGUUCAGGUUGAUUGAGAAUAAACUUGGCAUUAACAAGACCCACAGAAUCCGCUACAAUUACCAGGAUUACAGUAAAGCAUUCGAUUCGCAAGAUGGGAAGCAGCUUGAAGAAUCUGAAAGCACGGCUUCACUGCUAGAACUCGUCCAGUGUUGGUUGGAGAGGACUCCUGGCCUGGAAGAGGAUGGCUUUGAUUUUUGGAGGAAAUACAAGACAAGUGUUCAAACAAUGCUUGAAACUCAGAAGGCCGAGGCUGAGGCUGAAGAAGACGAAGAAGUGCGAGCGAUUUUGUUCAAAGAGAUCAAAAAGCAAGAGGAUCAUUUUGAAACAAUCUUCAGUGAGGAGAGGCAUAACCAACUUGUGGCUCGAGGCGAAAGAAGGUUUUCCCAUAAAGCCAUGCAGGGGGCAUUGAUGAUUUACUUUUAUCGGGACGAACCUCGAUUUAACCAACCUUUUCAAAUUCUUCAACUGCUGAUGGACAUCGACUCAAAUUUAAUCAAAUGGCGAUACAAUCACUUGAUGAUGGUUCAGCGGAUGAUUGGCAGUAAAAUGGGGACUGGCGGAACGUCUGGAUACCAGUACCUCAGGUCCACGGUCAGUGAUCGUUACAAGGUUUUCGUUGACUUGUUUAACUUGUCCAAUUUCCUGAUACCACGUGAUCAAAUUCCGCCACUAAGCUCCUCCAUGAAGGCGCGCCUGCGCACUGCGCUGGUUGGAGGUCGGCUGCACGACAGUGACAGUGCUCACUUUAGCGACAGCAGUGAAGAUGAUCAGGUGUCAGCCCUUUCCUCCCUUGUCAAGAACGCGGGCAUUACAGGUGCACCAACUGUCGACACCGAAGGAGACGAAGUGGCAAGCAGUAAUUAGUCUGAAGUGUUACCCAUUCAAAAUGAUUUUUGGGAUUCUUCCAACGAGAGAGUAUUUCAUAUACUAGUCAUUUCGAAAAUAUGUGUUCCAGGAACUUAAUUUUGUAUAACUUCCGCGACUCGAUUUUCAUUGACAAAAUGUUUUUCGCUUUUUCCCUUCCUGGAAAAAAAAUGGUUAUUUGACCGAAUACGUAUAAUUUUAUUACGAUAAAAUUUUGAAACGGCUCAUGAAGAGCUGCAGGAGCAGAAUUUAGUUGUAUGAAAUCGGAAUCCUACUAUUUCGAUAUAUUUGUAAAUACAACAGUAUAUAGUUUGUUAGAUUUGAAGUUGUAGUCACGUCAUUGUGGAAUUAGUUGUAUUUAAUUUGACCGCAACAUUUUUCUGAAUUGGCUUCCCAUAUUCAAAAGUUAAUUACAUAUAUACAUAAAAAUAAAUAUGCUUUAGCUAAGACAGCCAAGAAAUUUUCUAUCCCCGUUUUUUAAGUGCUUUUUUGAUAUUUGCAACGGAAACGAUAAAGCAAAGAUACCAUUUGUAACUCGUUUUAAUAUUUAAUGACAAUGCUAUUCUCGUGGAAAAUGUUGUUGAUAAGGCAUGUAAUAUUUCAGGUGUCUUUCGUAAUAUUUAAUAAAAUGCGCUUUAAUAAAGAUACUCUUUUCAGAACAAA